AUGCCGGUCGUCAAAGGUGGUGUUUGGACAAACAUUGAAGAUGAAGUUCUACGCGCGGCGGUAUCGAAAUAUGGUCUUAACCAGUGGGCGCGUGUCUCCUCGCUGCUCGCGCGGAAGACACCGAAGCAGUGCAAGGCACGCUGGCAAGAAUGGCUAGAUCCCAGUAUCCGCAAGAUCGAGUGGUCGAGAGAGGAGGAUGAGAAACUGCUGCACCUCGCCAAGUUGAUGCCGACACAGUGGCGUACCAUCGCGCCUAUCGUGGGAAGGACAGCAACGCAGUGUCUGGAGAGAUAUCAGAAGCUGCUAGAUGAAGCAGAGGCGAAAGAAAACGAUGAACUGGGUUUAGGAGGUCCUGGAGGUGAGGCACAUGCCCCCACCGCGGACGAUGUUAGGCGGCUACGCCCAGGAGAAGUAGAUCCCGAUCCCGAGUCGAAACCAGCCCGUCCCGAUCCUAUCGAUCUCGAUGAAGAUGAGAAGGAAAUGCUCAGUGAAGCCCGUGCCCGUUUGGCAAACACUCAGGGUAAAAAAGCUAAACGCAAGGCGCGGGAACGACAGCUUGAGGAGUCACGUCGCCUGGCAGUGCUGCAAAAGCGACGAGAACUCAAGAAUGCCGGCAUCAACAUCAAAGUGGUUACCCAUAAGAAGGGGCAGAUGGACUAUAAUGCGGAUAUCCCUUUCGAGAAGCAGCCCGCUCCUGGGUUCUACGAUACUACGGAGGAGCAGGCUAGGAACGAAAGGCAACGAGAGAUGUUCGAUCCUCGGAAACAGCAGCUCGCAAAUAAACGGAAGGGAGAUCAGGAGGAAGACGCAGAGCGGAAGAAGAGAAAGAGCGAAAAGAAAGACACCUUCGCUGCGGCAUUAAAAGCCGGUCGCAUGCAACAGAUCCGGGAAGCUGAACAAAUGAGCAAACGAAGGCCUCUCAAUCUGCCAGCCCCACAGGUCAGUGAGAGCGAGCUGGAAGACAUUAUCAAAAUGGGUAUGGCAGGAGACAAGGCUGCUCAGAUGGCCGGGGAGGGAGAGAAUGACAGUACUCGAGGCCUGAUCGGGAAUUAUUCUACUGUUGUGGGAGGAACUCCUAUCAGAACGCCACGUGCUCCUCCGCAAGAAGAUCACAUCGCCAACGAAAUUCGCAAUAUAAAAGCAUUGACAGAAACACAGUCAUCGCUUCUGGGCGGUGAGAACGCACCACUCCACGAAGGAGAGGCCUCAACCGGAUUUGAUGGUAUUGCUCCUCGAAAACAGCAAAUAGUUACGCCAAAUCCUAUGGCAACUCCUUUCCGCCAGCCAGGGGCGAAUGGUGUGGGUGCUACGCCUAUGCGAGGGCCUGGUGCGACGCCGUUACGCACGCCAAGGGACCAUUUCGCUCUAAACCAAGAACCCAAUGGCCAACUCGUUGGGGCCACACCACGUGAAAUCAAGAUGCGGGAAAACUUUAUGCGACAGCAGAUUCGUAGCAAGCUAGCUUCUCUUCCGAAGCCGAAGGAAACUGAAUGGGAACUGGAAGAGCUUCCCUCAGAGACCCAAGAGCCGACGGCCGACGGUGAUCAAGUCGAAAAGGAUGCAGCGGAGCGUGACAGGAGAGAAGAGGAAAUCCGCAGGAAGGCCGCUGAGGCAGAAUUCAAGCGCCAAACCCAAGUCUAUCAGCGGUCUCUGCCGCGGCCUAGUGUCCUUGACAUAGAAGCCCUCAUACAACGGGCCUCACAGGUCACGGACCCCAUCGAGAACCUGAUCGCAAAAGAGGCUGCUAUCCUCAUUGCUAAUGAUGCCAGGAAGUUUCCAGUGCCGGGUGCCAAGGUUGAAGGCAAGGCCCCCAAACUGGAAAAACUGGAUGACGAUUUGCUCGAGGCCGCUCGCGCCGCUAUUGCGAGCGAGUUGGCUUCUGACGAGCUUCAACAGCAGUGGCAGGCAGACUUUGACGCUUCUUGGUCGGCGACACAUGAGUCCAGCCUUCCCGGUCUAGCCUCAUACAACGAUGAGGAUAGCGAUGUGUUCCAGAAGGAGCAACAGAUGAUAAGCACCUUCGACAACGUCCAGGCCGCGCUUUUGGCAACGGCGGAGCAGGGCAAUAAAUUGGAAAAGAAGCUUGCGUUGCAUUAUGGCGGAUACCAGGCUCGUGCGAAGACCCUUCGGGGUAAAAUUGUCGAGGCCAGUGCUGCUCUCGAGAAGGCUAAAAUCGAACUGGAUACAUUCCGUACACUCCAGAUCUCAGAGGAAGCUGCGCUGUCUAGACGGCUCGAGAGGUUGCGCGAUGAAGUUGCUUUCAUCUCGAGGAGAGAACGCGAAGCUCAGCAACUCUACAAGGCUCGCAAGGACGAGCUUGAUGAGCUUAUACGACCCGUUUGCAUUAUUUGGGCACAAAGAGAUGGAAUAUCAUAA
Messenger RNA from Rasamsonia emersonii CBS 393.64, 2376 nucleotides. RefSeq names its product Cell division control protein (Cdc5). Gene Ontology annotation, cellular component: spliceosomal complex; Prp19 complex. The coding region runs from base 1 to 2376 and encodes 791 amino acids. The record is from RefSeq and is a predicted model, not a curated record. Gene Ontology annotation, biological process: mRNA splicing, via spliceosome. Lineage: Eukaryota; Fungi; Ascomycota; Eurotiomycetes; Eurotiales; Trichocomaceae. The transcript has 5 exons.